This is a messenger RNA of Radiomyces spectabilis, 891 nucleotides long. Its product is annotated as DHHC palmitoyltransferase-domain-containing protein. NCBI's taxonomy places the organism in Eukaryota, Fungi, Mucoromycota, Mucoromycetes, Mucorales, Radiomycetaceae. Gene Ontology annotation, molecular function: palmitoyltransferase activity. The transcript has 4 exons. The coding region runs from base 1 to 891 and encodes 296 amino acids. The record is from RefSeq and is a predicted model, not a curated record.
AUGCUCGAAGCGAUUCCAGGGCGAGUCUUUGUCGUCGGCGUUUGUCUUCUCAUUACGACAAUAGCUUAUUCUUCCCAAUUCUUUGUUUUCGCACCUGCUCUCGGAGGAUGGUCUUUAGCAACGGUCAAAGUUCUAACCCCUUUGAAUCUGCUCGUUCUGAUGGUAUACUACAACUACUAUUUGGCAGUAACUACGGAUCCCGGGAGAAUUCCGGCAGAUUGGGAACCACCAUCAUCUCUAUUGAUUACAACCAAGACCAAUCCCUCGGAGGGAAUUACAGGUCCCCGUUUCUGCAAGAGCUGUAAUAUUCACAAACCGCCAAGAGCCCACCAUUGCCGGUACUGUCGCCGUUGCGUCCUGAAAAUGGAUCAUCAUUGCCCGUGGAUAAAUAAUUGCGUUGGUUAUGCGAAUUAUGGUCACUUUAUGCGAUUUGUAUUUUAUGUGAAUUUCGCUUGCUUUUAUGUGGUUGUACUUUUGAUAUGGAGAGUACGCAGCAUUAUGGAUGCCAUUCGACAUUUUCAGUUUGACGCCGAACCGAGUACAUUGGAAGUGGCCUUCAUGGUAGUGAAUUUUGUACUAGCGUUUGUCGUACUUUUCUGUGUGGGCAUUCUAUCGAUGUAUCAUCUCUAUUGCAUGGCAAGGAACCAAUCCACCAUUGAAAGUUGGGAGCGAAGCAAAGUAGAGAAGCUGAUCCGACGAGGCAAAAUACCACCAGUCGAAUAUCCUUUCGAUAUUAGCAUUUACAAAAACUUGUGCGCCGUGCUAGGCAACAAUCCAAUGUUGUGGCUGUGGCCACGACCCAUGCCUGGUGAUGGUUUAUCUUUUCCUAUUCGUCCGUGCGUCGGUAAGGAUGUAGUAUGGUCAUACGCCUCUGGCAAGCGUGAGUUUUAA